AUGAAACUUGUGGUGCUCAGCGUACUGUUGCUAAUAGGCAGCGUCUCUGCGCGACGUUCGAGACGGAAUCCCUUUGAAGAUUUUCUACUUAAGCGAACCCGCAUUAAUUGGCUACCCGUUUGGGACUCAGAUCAACAACCGGGCAACGCGAGAGCAUACAACCGCAAUACGUAUCCGGGUACAACGCUGCCAAUAUUUCCCAUAAGGCCACCAUUUGGUUUCGGUGUAUGCGACGCACCCAACGGCCUAGGCAUGCGUAAUCUCUUCAGACAGGCUAAAGCGUUGUUGCCACGCGAGCGCAUACGCAACAUUGUACGCGACGCAGCUGGAGAUCCGCAAAUACAGGCUCUACUUAAACUGGUGAAAACGCCGGAAUAUCGUCAACGUACCGCCAACUUGAGUCGUUCGCGUGAGUAUACAGGCUAUCGUAAUUUUGCUUGUUACAAAAUGAAUUGCGAUUUGAGACUAUAUGCAGAUUUCGUAAGGAAUCUAUUGCAGUUUUCUGUGUUGGAAGAGUCGCCUUCCAAGAAUACCACUGGGGGGAACAAAGGGCGUCCGGGUAUACGUGGUGUGUUGAAUGACAUACAGGACGCCUUGCCACGUCAACGGCUACGCGAAUUAUUCGAACGUUUAUUGGCAACCGAUUGGUAUUUAAUACGUUCAGUUCAAAUAGUGCAAAGCUAUGAGUAUGAAGCGGUCUUCGGGAUGGUGCAACGAAAUCCAGAUUACCAAUAUUUGCGGCGUGCGCAGUCCCAGGUGGGAAUGCCGGUGGACGAGUUGAAGCGGUUAGUCUAUUUUGCAUUGGGUUGGCGUGAAGAGGCUCAAAAUCCAAACCUCUUUUUACUUAACAUAUUCAGUUGA
Molecule: messenger RNA, 861 nt
Organism: Anastrepha obliqua
Lineage: Eukaryota; Metazoa; Arthropoda; Insecta; Diptera; Tephritidae
Exons: 2
Coding region: 1-861 (286 amino acids)
Source: RefSeq, a predicted model, not a curated record